This is a messenger RNA of Scatophagus argus, 932 nucleotides long. RefSeq names its product glutathione peroxidase 1b (gene gpx1b). Gene Ontology annotation, biological process: hydrogen peroxide catabolic process; response to selenium ion; response to hydrogen peroxide. Gene Ontology annotation, molecular function: glutathione peroxidase activity. Gene Ontology annotation, cellular component: cytosol; mitochondrion. The transcript is spliced from 2 exons. NCBI's taxonomy places the organism in Eukaryota, Metazoa, Chordata, Actinopteri, Scatophagidae. The record is from RefSeq and is a predicted model, not a curated record.
UACAAAGGUUCGCUGAAUAAACUGAAGGAGGCAGAGUGACGGAAGGAAACGCGGAGAACAGUGGGAGUUUGAAUAAAGGGACCUGGAAGCACCAGAAUGGCUACGAAAUUUCAUGACCUCACGGCCAAACUGUUAACUGGAGAAACGUUUAAUUUCUCUUCCCUGCAGGGCAAAGUUGUCCUCAUUGAGAAUGUUGCGUCUCUCUGAGGCACGACCACCAGGGAUUACACCCAGAUGAACGAGCUCCACGAGCGCUACGGCAGCAAAGGCCUCGUUAUCCUGGGUGUGCCCUGCAACCAGUUCGGCCAUCAGGAGAACUGCAAGAAUGAAGAAAUUCUCAUGUCUCUGAAGUAUGUCCGUCCUGGAAAUGGCUUUGAGCCAAAGUUUCAGCUCCUGGAGAAGGUGGACGUGAACGGGAAGGAUGCCCAUCCCCUGUUUGUGUUCCUCAGGGAGAAGCUCCCAUUCCCCAGCGACGAGCCAGCUGCCCUCAUGAAUGACCCCAAGUUAAUCAUCUGGAGCCCGGUCUGCAGGAACGACGUGGCGUGGAACUUUGAGAAGUUCCUCAUCGGGCCCGACGGAGUGCCCUUCAAGCGUUACAGCAGGAGGUUCCUCACCAGCGACAUCGAGACAGACAUCAAGAAGCUCCUCAACCUGGCUAAAUAAUGAGCAGCCUCUGUGCACAGCUUCUGUAGCUUGUGUGUGUGUGUGUGUGUCACACUGCUCCAGGCCACCUGUGCUCACUCGCACACAAUUGGCUGUGUUCUGUUCUUUUACUAAAUGAAGGCAUCCUCUGAAACCAAACUAGUCGUGAGGAGGGUAUCUGAUGACAUGUAAAAGUGCUGAAUGUUUUCAGCUGCAUUGGGUUCAAGUUGAGCACAGCUGUGGUUUGAUGUACUGUAAGAAGACCAAUAAAUGUAUUUUUUUUCCAAACA